CGAGGCGCGGCGCGGAUGGGACGCCGGCGGAGUCAGCGAGCAUGCGCGUCCGCCGCGAGCAUGCUCAGUAGCGCGCGCGGCGUCCCGGAGCCUCGCCGCCGAGCCGCGAGCGACGCGGAGGUCCCCGCGGCUGCUGAGGGAGCGACAGGAAGUGAAGCGGCCCCGCCAGGCGAACGCGGCGGCGGAACCCGAGGCGGCGGAAGGGGCUCUGCGGCGACGACGUCGUCGACCGGGGAGGCCGAGGGAGCUGAGCGCCGAGGGGACGCUCCCGCUCGGAAGCCAGACCCCGAGGCGGGCAGGAUGGAUCAUCACCAGCUGGGGACCGGCCGCUACCAGGUGCUUCACAAUGAAGAAGAUAAUUCAGAAUCAUCUGCUGUAGAGCAGCCAUCUACUUCCAACUCAGCACCACAGACCGUGCAAGCUGCUCCUUCAGCACCAGCACUGGAAACUGACUCUUCUCCUCCACCUUAUAGUAGCAUCACUGUGGAAGUACCUACAACUUCAGAUACUGAAGUGUACAGUGAGUUUUACCCUGUGCCACCUCCCUAUAGCGUUGCUACCUCUCUUCCUACGUACGAUGAAGCUGAGAAGGCUAAGGCUGCUGCCAUGGCAGCUGCAGCAGCGGAAACAUCUCAAAGAAACCAGGAGGAAGAGUGUCCACCAAGAGAUGACUUCAGCGAUGCCGACCAGCUUAGAGUGGGCAAUGAUGGCAUUUUCAUGCUGGCGUUUUUCAUGGCAUUUAUUUUCAACUGGCUUGGAUUUUGCUUAUCUUUCUGUAUCACCAACACCAUAGCUGGAAGGUAUGGUGCUAUCUGUGGAUUUGGCCUUUCACUCAUCAAAUGGAUCCUUAUUGUCAGGUUUUCUGAUUAUUUUACUGGAUAUUUCAAUGGACAAUACUGGCUUUGGUGGAUAUUUUUUGUACUUGGCCUGCUCCUUUUCUUCAGAGGAUUUGUUAAUUAUCUAAAGGUCAGAAACAUGUCUGAAAGUAUGGCAGCUGCUCAUAGAACAAGAUACUUCUUCUUAUUAUAGAGACUGCAUCAACCCAACAUUCCUUUCUUAUACCAAUGUGAAAUUUCCAUGUCAUCUAUAAGCCUACAACUUUAAUAGGAUAGAAGACUACUAUAUAAGAAGAAAAAUUAAUGAAAGGUGGAGCUUCACAAUUACACAGCAGGGUGGUUUAUGCUUUCAAAAGCCAUUUCUGUUCAUUCCUUAAUUAUUUGUAUAUCAAUUGUUUUGCACAUUUGCAUAUGUGCCUAUUUAAACGAUUUGUAUCUACUUGAAAGAAACCGUAAAGUUGUAGCAGUAAAGUCUAGUCACAUUUGGUUAAUCAGUGUUUGAUAUAAUUGAAAGAGUUGAGUGAUAAACAGUCUUCCAGCAUGUAAAUGCUUCUGACUUGACCAUUAGUAUAAUAAAAAUUACAUUAUUAAUCUUGUCAGAUGCUUUAGUUUCUGGCUUUUAGAUUCAUCUAGUAAUUUUACACAUGAAAUAUUCUUCAUUAUAUAUGAAGUUUAUGGAAUACUUCUGUAAAUAAACAUAAGUUACUUUUUACAUUCUUUUAUUAGAUAUUGUGUCUAGGUAGCUUUUCAUUAAUUUUAAGUUAAGUAAACUAAAUAUAUACAGAAACUUUGUUAAAGAUAGUGGUUUAGGACAAACGUUAAGAAAAUGUGAGUAUGCCAGAUGUCCUUUAUAAGAAAAAAAAAAAUUUAAGCAACAAUACCAGUUUUAGAGAUUCUUCAAAUGAGAAGCUUGGAUUUUAGGAUUGCCCACUGUAGAGAGUCUUACAUGAAGAUAUUGUACCAGAUACUAUAUUUAUUUCACUUAAGGCAAUUAAAAAUUGAUUUACCAAAUAAGAUUCUCAUUUGCAUUUGUCCUUUAAAAAGCUAAUAAAAUUAUCUUUGAAUAUCACUGUAAUAAUUUUUUCUUUAAAUAUUUAAUUUGUUAAGAUUAGCAAAUAAAAUCUGUUCUGUUACUAGCACCUUGGUUUAUGACUGUAAAAUAAUUUGAGAAAGAGAAGAAAGAAAGAAAGAAAGAAAGAAAGAAAGAAAGAAAGAAAGAAAGAAAGAAAGGAAGGAAAAGAAAGAAGAGAAAGCAAGCAAGCAUAACCUGAAUUGAGAAACUCAAAAUACCUGUUUUCAUAUUAUGGAAAUGUUAUCUGUGGAGUAUCAGGCUGUGGGUGUGUAUGUGCUAAGAGUGUGCAACCAUUACUCAACUGGAAUCUGCUUUCACUACUAUGCUUGCUUGGCAUCUUGCAAAUCAUUUUGUGUCUCACCUGCUUUUCUUUUCAUUUUUAUCUUUGCUUUUGAAUGCCAGUGCCAACAUUAAAGAUGGUGGAAAUUACGUUACUGUUUAAACAUAAAAAUCAUUGCGUAUAGUUAUAUAGAACAUAUAAAAUUGAUUGUUAGACACUGACUAUAACUAAAAAGUACAUUAACCAGGGCCAUUUUUCCAUUUUUGAAAAAAAAAUAAAAUGUAUUAUGUUUUAUUA
This is a messenger RNA of Nannospalax galili (Upper Galilee mountains blind mole rat), 2485 nucleotides long. It is a transcript of the gene Ndfip2, whose product is annotated as Nedd4 family interacting protein 2. The record is from RefSeq and is a predicted model, not a curated record. The transcript is spliced from 8 exons. The coding region runs from base 16 to 1029 and encodes 337 amino acids. NCBI's taxonomy places the organism in Eukaryota, Metazoa, Chordata, Mammalia, Rodentia, Spalacidae. Gene Ontology annotation, biological process: metal ion transport; positive regulation of protein ubiquitination; vacuolar transport. Gene Ontology annotation, cellular component: Golgi apparatus; perinuclear region of cytoplasm; endoplasmic reticulum. Gene Ontology annotation, molecular function: WW domain binding.